GUUGGGAGCGGCGGCGGGAGGCGGCGGUCAAAAUUUAUCUGUUUCACUCAAAUUAGUGUCAUUUUAACCAUCCAAUAGAAGAGAAAUAUGAUGCAAAACAGAAAAAACCUCUCCUCCUUCCAGAAUGUUGGAUCAGAUUCUAGCAAGAUUAUGGCAGACUAUAGCCACUCACAGAACCAGAUGGAAUUACAAAAUGCUAAUUUGGGAAAGGGUUCUGUGGCAAAUUCCCCUGAAAGUAGUCUCCAAGAUAUUACGGAAAACCUCAACACAAGGAAAUAUUCAUCAACUCUUAAAUUUAAAACAAAUGGGGACUAUGCUGGCUCUUAUUUAACCCUUUCACAACCUAUGCCAAUUAAGCCUAAUCCUUCCACCAGUGUUAAAAAUAUGCACUCUAUUAACAAAAUUCAAGGAGGGAAGCAGUUCCCCUGUGAAAGCCCAUAUCUUCCAGAUAAAAGCAUCUCUGCAAAGCAUUUGAGUUCCAUAUCAGGCAUGUCUCCUUCCCUCAGUGGGUAUAGUUCUGGAAGGGCAGAUUUUGACAUUUAUGCCAGCAGAGAAAAUGAAAAAUCCCUUGGACACAUGGAAAAGUUUCACUACUCAAAGUACAGUCAGAGAAAUAAAUCUUAUGACAACAUCUACUUCCCAGGAAUGCUGGAAUCUAAGAAGAUCUCAGGCUCUCUUCUGACUAUGUGGAAUGGAAGCUCGGGGAAUGAGCUGAUGCUUUCACCUGGUAGCAAUUCUGGGGCAGCCAGCAUGCCUUCCAGCCCAAAGCAAGGCAGGAGGAUGAAUGCUGAAAACAGUCUGGCCCUUCACAUAAAACCAGUGAAGUACAAGGAUGAGCUGAUGGAAACUCUGGGUUCACGGCCAAGGAAAUACUCUGGUGGAUCUCUAAGUCAUAUGGGAAUGUACAGUCGUUCCCUACCCAGACUUUAUAAAUCAACAGAAAACCAGCUGGUGCCAUUAAGUUUGCCCCCCAGAAGCUCUCUGGGUAAUAGUAAAAGGAAAAAACUUGGAGAAAAAGAUCUACCUCAGAAUGCUUUUGAUGCUGAUAAUUACCUGAAUUUUUCUUCUUGCAGCUCAGGGGUUUCACCACAUGUAAACUCUGUCUCCAGGAGUAAUCCUUAUGUCAGUUCAACUCUCAGUGUUCCUGCAAGCCCUCGUAUUGCUAAAAAAAUGCUUUUAGCACCUUCUUCCCCAUAUCUCCCUGAUGAUUUUGACAGACUUGGACUCUCAGGAACAAGUCCCAGUAGUUCUUUCUCCCCAGUGGAUUUUGAGAGGUCAUUCUCUGUCCGAAGAAACCUUUCCACCAGUUCCAUGGAACUUGAUGACCCAGAUCUGGAAAGUUACAGACAGACACCAAAUUCUGUGCAAACAUCCAUGCGUGAGCGGAAGAACAGCAUUAGCUCGAUUUCAGGAAGGGAAGACCUCAUGGACUAUCACAGGAGGCAGAGAGAAGAGCGACUUCGGGAGCAGGAGAUGGAACGGCUGGAACGACAGCGGCUUGAGACCAUCCUCAAUCUGUGUGCAGAAUAUUCCAAAUCUGACAGCGAUCCUGCUGCAGCCACUACAGUUGCUGACGUUCAGAAAAUUAACAAAGAGCUCGAAAAACUUCAACUUUCUGAUGAGGAUUCCGUGUUUGAAGACUCACAGAUGAAUCUGGAAAUGAGGUUCAGAAGCCACUUGAAAUCAUCUGCGAGUGACUCUGAUUUCUCAGAGCUGAGCAGCCACAGCCGUGGCACUGCUGCUUACCUGCCCUUGAGGGGGCUGAGGGCUGAGGAGCACUUCAGUGAGAGCACCAAGCCUCCACCUUUCGCUGCUCACAGCUUCCUCAAGGACGCCACUGAGUCAUCCUACCUAAGCAUCACACCAAAGUUGCAGAUACCAGAAUGCACCAGUGAAGAGCAGAGAAGGCAGGAGCUUGGUCAACUGGAGGAGGAACGCAUAGUAAUACUGAAUAACUUGGAAGAACUUGAGCAGAAGAUCAAAGAUUUAAAUGACCAGAUGGAUGAAUCCUCAAGAGAGUUGGAUAUGGAAUGUGCCCUUUUGGAUGGGGAGCAGAAAUCUGAAACAACAGAGCUGCUGAAAGAAAAGGAAAUAUUGGAUCAUCUAAACAGGAAAAUAGCUGAACUGGAGAGAAAUGUUAUUGGUGAAAAGACAAAGGAAAAGUUAAAACUUGAUGCUGAGAGGGAAAAACUAGAGAGGCUUCAGGAGCUUUACUCCGAGCAGAAGACGCAGCUUGAUAAUUGCCCUGAAUCCAUGAGGGAACACUUACAGCAACAGCUGAAGAGGGAUGCUGAUAUUCUGGACAUAGAAAGCAAACACUUUGAAGAUUUAGAAUUUCAGCAGCUUGAACAUGAAAGCAGGUUAGAUGAAGAGAAGGAAAAUCUGACACAACAGCUCCUGCAUGAAGUCGCUGAAUAUCAGCGCAGCAUUGUCGGUAGAAAGGAAAAGGUUUCUGCUCUCAAAAAACAAGCCAAUCAUAUUGUCCAACAAGCACAAAGAGAACAAGAUCAUUUUGUAAAAGAGAAAAACAACUUAAUAAUGAUGCUGCAAAGGGAAAAAGAAAAUCUCUGUAAUCUGGAAAAGAAAUAUUCCACACUUUCUGGAGAAAAAGGAUUUCCUGUCAGUCCCAAUAGUUUGAAAGAGGGCUAUAUCUGUGUAAGUGAAAUUAGUGAGCUGUAUGGCAAUUCCACGAAUAUAUCCCCUUCCACUCAGACCCCCUCAGAUGUUGAAGCAGUGGCCACUGAGCCUUCCACGGCUGUGCUGACGAGCCAGCCACAAAAUAAAGAGCUAAGAUCACCUCUCUGUUCUGGAUUUGUAUUUCCUCACUCUCUUUCUCCUCGCUCUAUUGCUCAACUUCCAUCAGUCCAUUGGCCUGAGGUCAUGGCUACUCAUGUAGAUCCUAUUCCUUUAUCUGAUACACCUCCACCUCUGCCAGCUAAGAAACACUGCAGAGAACAACAGCAUUUCAGAAGCCUGGAGGAGCGCAAGAAGCAGCACAGGGAGGGCACGUACCUGAGCGAUACUCUGCCCCGCAAGAAAACAACCCCAUCCAUGUCUCCCCACUUCAACAGCGCCACGCUGGGACGCAACAUUGCAAACAAAGGACAUUUACCAUUAGGACAGAGCAACAGCUGUGGCAGUGUACUUCCUCACUGCCUGGCAACCAUGACCAAAGAGUCAGAGUCAAGAAGGAUGCACAAAGGGUAUAACCAUCAGCGUAUCUGUGAAAACCAAAGGCAGAAGUCUCCGGAAUUUUACAGCAGAACAGCAUCAGAAUCCAAUGUCUACUUGAACAGUUUCCGUUACCCAGAUCGUAGUUACAAGGACCAUGCCUUUGACACGUUAAGCUUAGACAGCUCUGACAGUAUGGAGACAAGCAUAUCAGCAUGCUCACCAGAUAACAUUUCCAGUGCUAGCACUUCAAAUGUUGCAAGAAUAGAGGAGAUGGAGAGACUUCUCAAACAAGCACAUGCUGAAAAGACUCGGCUGCUUGAGACCAGAGAACGGGAGAUGGAAGCUAAGAAACGAGCUCUGGAAGAAGAAAAACGCCGCAGGGAGCAACUGGAGAAAAGAUUGGAGGAAGAAACGAGCCAGAGGCAAAAAUUAAUUGAAAAAGAAGUCAAAAUACGUGAGAAACAAAGAGCACAGGCCCGUCCCUUGACUCGCUAUUUGCCCAUUAGAAAGGAAGACUUUGACCUACGAAGUCACAUUGAAACAGCUGGGCACAACAUAGAGACCUGUUACCACAUUUCUCUCACUGAGAAAACCUGCCGAGGCUUUCUGAUUAAAAUGGGAGGGAAAAUUAAAACAUGGAAAAAACGGUGGUUUGUUUUUGACAGAAACAAGAGAACUUUUACUUAUUAUGCAGACAAACACGAAACUAAAUUAAAAGGUGUAAUAUAUUUUCAAGCUAUUGAAGAAGUCUAUUAUGAUCAUCUAAAGAAUGCAUAUAAGAGUCCCAACCCGCUGCUGACUUUCAGUGUUAAGACCCAUGACCGCAUCUACUACAUGGUUGCUCCUUCUCCAGAAGCCAUGAGGAUAUGGAUGGAUGUCAUUGUUACAGGCGCAGAAGGCUACACCCACUUCAUGUUAUAAUAAAAGGGAGCAAUAGGGCAUCCUGCAAUAACAUAAAUAAUUAAGUUAGCCAUAGCUAGUGACAGCUGAAAAGCCAGUGAAUACCCUGAAAUGUCCUCCUUAUGAUGUACACCCUAAAAACUCAGAUUGAGAGGGGGUUACAAAUGCAUGGAAAAAGGGGGGUUAUCUGUUGUAAUUGAUCUUUAUAGGAAUGAACGAGCUAAAGCUGUUGAGAGAAUCAUAGUGCUCCAAAAUGGAUAAUCAGGCAAUUUUAAUUACAGAAUCUUGGUUGAAUGAUAAGUUUCUACAAAUUCUCGUAUACAGAGAAUGUCUUCAUAAAUUUAUACAGAACAGUUUACAAGUGUGUGUGUUCCUACUGGUAUGCAAAAAUUCUAGUAGUGAAACAAAAAGGUGUAAUAAGCAUAUAUUUUAAUAUACAACAUUUGACAUUUAUAGAUGAUUAGGUGAGUUUUUAAAACCUUUAGUCGAGUAUUUUAUAGAAAUACAAACAAAAAAGAAGCCCUAAGGUACACACAGUUCUUGCCUUAGUAGUUAAAUGUUACAACAGAGCCAAAGAGUUACAUGAGUCCCUUACAUUUUCAUAUUGUUACUUGUACCUAACUUUCUGUGAAGGGACAGUGCCAAAACUCUUAAUGAUUUUUAAUGUAAUUAAAUUAUUAUAUUCUUUGUGUUCAAACACUUUGUGGCAACAACUCUGUUUAAAGUUCGCAUCUAUGGAGCUCAACAAGUAAAAAACAAAAAAACCCUGAGAGGGAUAGCUUUAUAAAGAUGCAUUUUUUUCCACAAGGAUGAGAAAUGGAAACACAUGUAUUAACUUCCUCAUAAAGAGAGAUUUUUAAAAUCUUCCCUGUUGAACAGAAUAAGCUGAUUCUGGACUCUACAGCACUUUUCUUUUAUAUAUAAGGUCCCAGUAUCUUUCUAAUGUUACUCAGUGCCAAGUGAACGCUCUGUUGAAAUCUCUCAAAUAUUGUCUGCCUUGAAGCCAGCACCAAAAUCUCUACCUGUCUGAAUUCUUUGGAGCCAAGCUUUCAGUCCCAGAGAAUUGUUUUGUUGUUUAAUGUACAUCUGCACAGAAAAAUGCUGUCAAAUAGAAUUAAGAGGAGAGGUGAGUUCCAAGAGUUUACACUAAGCAGUGUAUGAAUAAAAAACUGAAAGUUUGAAGUAGUAGGGAUUGAGAUUCCUAAAACAGCAAAAAUACUGAGGGUGCAGCAGUCUCCCAUUUUAAAAUCACCUCCAAGUCCUUGAGUAAUAUUGCAAAAAGAUAAAGUAUUUAAUUGAAAUUAACUUCAAGAAAGUGUCAUAUUAUGACUUUAAAGAUUGAAACUUACACACUCUGUGGUUUGUGUACUAGAAGAAAGCACAUUCACCUUUUUUUUCUUUGAUGAAAAAGUUAAUGGCUUUUAAUUGAACAAAUAAACUGAAACCAGAAUAGAAAUAUGCUGGCAGAAUAUUUUUGUUAUACUUUUUAAACCCUGUAGCUGUAAUGAACAGGUUUGUGGUAUGUACAGGUGAUGUGGUUGUUCUGGCAUGACAAACAUCAGUUUCUACUUGAAUCAUAGAAGAGACUGUUGUUGCAAGAUAAUUGUUUUCAUCUGUGCAGAUCACAGCUUGUAAUCUAUAAUUUAAAACACUAUCAAAUAAAUUGCUUUUGUUUAUACAGUUAUUAUUUUUCCUGAUGUUUUUUGAUUUUAUUCCCAAGUAUAGUUAUAAAGGUUUUCUAAUACUGAUUUUUGUAUCCUGCAUGAUGCAAUGAAGGCAUUUCAAUAAACAUUUUUAAAAAUACA
Melospiza georgiana is the source of this 5879-nucleotide messenger RNA. RefSeq names its product pleckstrin homology like domain family B member 2 (gene PHLDB2). NCBI's taxonomy places the organism in Eukaryota, Metazoa, Chordata, Aves, Passeriformes, Passerellidae. The transcript is spliced from 20 exons. Gene Ontology annotation, cellular component: basal cortex. Gene Ontology annotation, biological process: regulation of microtubule cytoskeleton organization. The record is from RefSeq and is a predicted model, not a curated record. Bases 88 to 4095 code for a protein of 1335 amino acids.